Messenger RNA from Fusarium redolens, 2099 nucleotides. RefSeq lists its product as uncharacterized. The transcript has a single exon. The record is from RefSeq and is a predicted model, not a curated record. NCBI's taxonomy places the organism in Eukaryota, Fungi, Ascomycota, Sordariomycetes, Hypocreales, Nectriaceae. Bases 37 to 1620 code for a protein of 527 amino acids.
AGUAAUAUCAAGGAACGUGGCCACCAAGUCGAUUGCAUGGGAGAGAUCUACAAGAAAUCGGACAAUGUAAUCAUCUGGCUUGGCUAUGUAAGUGGAGCCGGCGCUGUCAUGUUAAAAUUCGCCAUCGACAUCUUCAAAGACGAACUGCCCUUGCACGCUUUUCGGAAGUGGUCACGUCAGGAUACCCGUUGGCAACACCAAUGGAAACAAAGUGAAGCGAGCGUCGGACUAUCUUCCCAUGACUCAGUCGAUGGCCUCCGAAGCUUCAUGGGAAAGCCCUGGUUCUCAAGAGUCUGGAUCUUACAGGAAGUGGCCAACGCAAAAUGCGCCACCGUGGAGUGCAAUCUAGGGAGUAUCCCUGCCAAGAUAUUCGCCCUCUUACCACAUGCUAUGAACUUUGAGGUCGGCGAACAGUGUCAAGCUGUCCUGGACAUCAUGCCAAGUCCCCUUAAAGGCUCAUCCUGGUGGGACCAAAAUCGAAACCUCUGCAACUUAAUGUGGAAGUUCAAAGGGUGUCAAGCCACGGACCCGAGAGACAGGGUUUACGCACUCCUCGGGAUGGCGUCCGAUCUCAAAGACACUGGAAUGAGGGCUGAUUACGCUAAGGAUGAGCGAGCGGUGAUACAAGAUUUUUGUGGUUAUCUGUUAGGCGACGUGUGCCCUGCUUACGAUUCGCUGGCAACAGAUAUUAGAGACCUGCAAGCACAACUGCCUGCCAUAUCUAUGCAACAACUCCAACAGAAGCUUCAGGGGAAACCGACAAACAACUCACUGAGGGCAUAUCUGGGACGGCAGGGCUUGAUAGCAAUGAUAGACGACCAGCAUUUCGUGGAUAUCAUGCAACAUGGAAGCCGGAUCAUGAGUCUAUUCCUGGACAAGAGUGUAUCACCCGUUUGUAUCACUUCAGACACUGCACUUCAGUCUCUACAGAGAUACCCGGAUGUCCUUGAGAUCCUUCGGAAGAGGCCAGAUUUCAUAAUUGAGCCUUUGGCAGAGUUCGUCGCUCGAGCCGUGCAACAUGAUGCAGAAGUCAUGGGACAAAUCCUUGGAUCAUCCUCGGACCCAGAACAGCUAAGGGUUGAUGCCUUGAUGGAAGCAAUCUCAAUCGGGCUGACUUCAUGUCAAACUUUCCUCGAAUACUGCCAUCCCCCUGCCAAGAUAACGGCAAAGCUACUGAGGAAAGCUAUGUUUUGCCAUCGAGACGUGCUGCGGCAUCUUCUUAGUGUAGCUCGAUCUCCAGUUCAGCUUCUCGAAAACAUUUACCUCGAUGCGAACACCGAACACCCCAAAGGAAUCAGGAUCAUCGAUGAACACAGCCGACCCGUCAUGAUGACAAAAGAACUGAUUGGCAAGGGCAUAGAGACUGGCGAAGAAGUUCUUGAGCUUUUUCUGGAAGAAAUGGGGUGCUCAAUUGAACUAGAAGAGGAUCUCUUCCUUAAAGGGAUUGCGAACGGCUUGGGAACCCUCGAAUGCCUGACUGAAGAGUGUAUAAAUCCUUUCAAUAUAACCCGAAAGGUAUAUCGAGAGGCAACCAGAGCGGGGAUGAAGACACUAGAUCUCCUCUUUCCCAGUUCCCCCACCGAAUCAGAAAUGACGGAAACUCGUGUUCUGGCGUUUUAGAAGUAGUACGACUAUACCAUUGUUUGGGGCAGAAAAUUAACUGGGAGUACGUUUUUCUUCGAAAGGACGACACAGAGGAAAAAUUGCAGAUCACAGACAAUUUGAUCUUCAAUACUAUUGGUGAGGAUUGCAAUGAAACUUUGAGACGCAUGCAAUAUGCAGAGCAACGCGUUCCUGAGGAUGCAGCUAUAAGAGCAAUCGAAAGUGGUCCAGAAGCUUUUACUACGCUGCUCAACCGACCAGGUUUAAACUUUAGAGUCACAGAGCAGAUUCGUCAAGUAGCUAGUGAACACAUGUAUGCUUUUGAGGUAUUGAGAGUGAAACGCCAGAGCGAAGUAUUCCCAGGCUCAAAUAUCAAGCCGGACCACUACUCCGUCAGGUUGAUGGAGAGGAAAUUGAAAGCGGCCUGCGGGUGGGACUAUGAUAUAACAAAAAUCAGGCUCAGUGAAAUUUUCAACUAGAUAUAGACUUAUAGUGAC